Messenger RNA from Oreochromis niloticus (Nile tilapia), 680 nucleotides. Its product is annotated as ladderlectin-like. The transcript is spliced from 5 exons. Bases 183 to 680 code for a protein of 165 amino acids. NCBI's taxonomy places the organism in Eukaryota, Metazoa, Chordata, Actinopteri, Cichliformes, Cichlidae. The record is from RefSeq and is a predicted model, not a curated record.
AGACUUCCUAGUUCCUGGUUUUGCAACUAUUUACAUAAAAGAAAAAGUACAUAAGUGCUCAUCUUAGAGAUGUUUAACACUCCAAAUUCGAAGGCUGAAACUACUGGCUGGUACUGAAAUAGGUGACAGACUUCCAUAAUAGACCUGCAAGAAACUCUGAAUUUGUAGUUAUCCCUUCAUUAAUGAAGUGGCAGUCGCUUCAGAUCUUAAGUUUUUUCACAGAGAUACUAAACAUCACCAUGAAGUUGCUGAUUGUGUCUGCACUUUUUUGUGCAAUGAUGGCUCUGACCACUGCUGCUGCUCUGCCAGCUAAAGAGGCCAGCAAUGACACGGAGGUACUACUGCUCACAGCUCUUGAAGAUGAAGAGGCCGGAAGUGGAAUGGAUUCAGUAUUGUUUACAGGUGAACCUCAUGAUAUGAAGCCAAAAAAACAAUGCCCCAAUGGUUGGACAGAGUACUCCAACCUCUGUUUUAUCUAUGUUUUUCAUGCCAUGUCUUGGGCUCAGGCUCAGAGAAACUGUGACUUCAUGAAAGCAAACCUUGCAUCUGUACACACCUUUGAAGAGUACAAGUUUGUUCAGCACCUGAUAUUUAAUUCCACACAUGCAAGUCAACAGACAUGGCUUGGAGGCUCAGAUGCACAGGAGGUAUUUGAGUCAUCAUUGUACAAAUAUUUAUAG